AUGAAGGAUCAGGAUAUCGUGGGCAAGGCGCUUGCCUCUGUCUUGCCCAAUUAUGACCGCUUCUGGUUCCAAGUCCCUCAUCUCCUGGAGCUGAACUUGAUUCUGUUGGUGCCGCUGCUAUCUUCUGCUGUGGCUGGUUAUGAUGGCUCCAUGAUGAACGGACUACAGUCUCUGCCGAAGUGGAAGGACUACUUUGGCAAUCCCACAGGCUCUGUGCUGGGCGUGGUAAACGCCGCACAGUCGUUCGGCAGCGUGAUCUCUCUCCCCUUCAUCGGUCUCCUGUCCGACUGGAUCGGGCGGAAACGGACCCUGCUAUCAGGGGCGUUGGUGAUCGUCAUUGCUUCCAUCAUCCAGGCCGCGUCCGUCCACUAUGGCAUGUUUGUCUUCGCGCGCGUCCUCGUCGGAAUCGGGUCGAUGCUGGUCGUCCAGCCGUCGCCGAUGCUGAUCACCGAGCUGGCGUAUCCUACACAUCGAGGAAAGUACACGAGCGCCUUCUGGACGAUGUACUACCUCGGAGCAAUCGUCGCCUCGUGGUCCACGUUCGGGACUCAGAAGCACAUGUCGUCAGAUUGGUCCUGGAGGGUCCCUUCGAUCGUCCAGGCGGGGUUUCCAAUUGUCCAGAUCGUCUUUUGGUGGUUCGUGCCCGAGUCGCCCAGAUGGCUCAUCGCCAACGGCCGAUCCGACGAAGCGGAAAAGACGCUGGCACGCUACCACACUGGCGGCGACACCUCACACCCACUGAUUCGAUUUGAAAUGGCAGAAAUUGCCCACGCAAUCGAAAUGGAGAAGCAAGCGUCCAAGACGCGCUAUUCAGCAUUGAUAGAGACCCCGGGAAACCGCAAGAGGACGUUUAUCGCCGUCUGCGUGGGGUCAUUUGCGCAGUGGAAUGGUGUCGCUGUCGUGUCAUACUAUCUCACCCUCGUUCUCGACACCGUCGGCGUCACGGAUCCCGACACUCAGACCCUGAUCAACGGCCUGCUGCAGAUCUUCAACUUCGCCGCCGCGGCCAGCGCGGCCUUGCUGGUGGACCGCCUCGGCCGCCGCACGCUGUUUCUCUGGUCCGGGGUCGGCAUGCUCAUCUCCUUCAUCAUCUGGACGGCCUGCUCCGCGGUUUUUGACAGCACGAAAGCCACCGCCCUGGGCCGCACCGUCAUCGCCUUUGUCUUCCUCUUCUACUUCCACUACGAUAUAGCCUACACCCCGCUCUUGCUGGGCUAUCCGACGGAAAUCUUCCCCUACUCGCUGCGCAGCAAGGGCCUGACGGUGGAGCUGCUCUCGGUGUAUGGGUCGCUCAUCAUCCUGGCCUUUGUGAACCCUAUCGCGCUCGACAAUAUCGGGUGGCACUACUAUAUCUUCUUCUGCUGCUUCGACGUCUUCGCCCUUGCUAUCACUUGGUUCUUCUUCCCUGAGACAAAGGGCCACUCCCUCGAGGAGAUUGCAGAGGUCUUUGACGGGCCGAUGGCCGCGACGCAUGGUGCUGUGUGGGAUUCGUCGCAGAAGGACGACACGGUAGCGACUAGAGAGCAUGAGGAGGAUGUCCGAGGGAGAUGA
This is a messenger RNA of Rasamsonia emersonii CBS 393.64, 1551 nucleotides long. RefSeq names its product MFS sugar transporter. The record is from RefSeq and is a predicted model, not a curated record. Gene Ontology annotation, molecular function: carbohydrate:proton symporter activity. Bases 1 to 1551 code for a protein of 516 amino acids. Gene Ontology annotation, biological process: carbohydrate transport; transmembrane transport. Lineage: Eukaryota; Fungi; Ascomycota; Eurotiomycetes; Eurotiales; Trichocomaceae. The transcript is spliced from 5 exons. Gene Ontology annotation, cellular component: membrane.